Messenger RNA from Paramecium tetraurelia, 372 nucleotides. RefSeq lists its product as uncharacterized. NCBI's taxonomy places the organism in Eukaryota, Ciliophora, Oligohymenophorea, Peniculida, Parameciidae. The record is from RefSeq and is a predicted model, not a curated record. The transcript is spliced from 3 exons.
AUGGGUUGUUUGGAAUUUUGGGUUGUAAACAGUUUUCUAGCAAGCGCAGUAUUCUUCAUUUUGUUCUUAGUGGUUGAUACUUAAUACCCUCUUUAUCCCUAUGCUGUAGCAACUGUUGAUAAAUAACCUGAUAAAAAACCAAGUGCGACAGCUUGUAUUAUAGCAUCUUGUCUCUAUCUUUUGAUCGCAGUAGGCUUACUAUUUUGGAAAAAGAGCAGAGAUCAAAGAAUAAAGGAAAGUUAGCAAUAUCCUCGUUUGGCUGCUGCUUAAGGAUUUGAAUAAUAGCAAUCAUCUUAAAGAGGACGUUCAAUUGAAUUGUGAUGCGUAUUUUACACAUAUUUUAUAUUUAUCUAAUAUGAUAUUCUGCAAAAA